UACAAGGACUGGAUUUUCUUCAUUCGAAUCAUGUGAUCCAUCGAGAUGUGAAGAGCUGCAACAUCCUUCUCGGAAUGGACGGCUCUGUCAAGCUGGCUGACUUUGGCCUCUCUGCUCAGCUCACCCCUGAGCACAGGAGACAGUGCUCAGUGGCCGGCACUUCUGGGUGCAGGGUGCCUGAAGUCGUGACAGGGCAACCAUAUGGCCCCAAAAUGGACAUAUGGUCUUUUGGAAUCGUGGGCAUCGAAAUGGUGGAACGAGAAGUUCCUUCCUGGAAUGAAAUUCCUGUCUUGCAUCAACGGAUAGCCACAGGAGGGAGACCAAAGCUGCAGCAGCCCGACCUAUUCUCACCAUGCCUGUGUGAUUUCCUGUGCUGCUGCCUGCAGACAGAUGAGGCACGGCGCUGGUCUGCCAAGGAGCUCCUGCAGGUAAAAUGCCGAGGGGCUGCAGGUGAAACAGUGACCCAGGGAUGGGCUCCUCCUCCACUGCAAUCCAGGUCAUCAGAUGAGCCUUCCUCCUCCUCACCUGUAGGGACCUGUAAAGGUCACCUGAUCCAAGUGCCCUGCAAUGAGCAGAGAGAUCUUUAA
Cyanistes caeruleus (blue tit) is the source of this 587-nucleotide messenger RNA. NCBI's taxonomy places the organism in Eukaryota, Metazoa, Chordata, Aves, Passeriformes, Paridae. The record is from RefSeq and is a predicted model, not a curated record.